AUGGACUUGCCCUUUGUUGGAGAAACAUUUGGCUUUUUUACCCCUCAUAAAUCAUUCUCCAUUGGCAACUUCUUGCAAAAACAUCGAUCUAGAUAUGAACAAGUAUGCAAAUCCUAUCUUUUUAGGUCUCCAACAAUUGUUUCGUGUGACUUAGCACUCAACAGAUUUGUCCUUCAGAAUGAAGGCAAGUUGUUCCAAAGCAGCUAUCCAAAAUCAGUUAGGGACAUUCUUGAUAAACACGCUUUGAUGCUUGUCACUGAUGCUGACCUUCACAAAAAGUUCCGAAGCAUUGAAAUCGGUCUCAUCAAUAAAUUCAAGUACACACCGGAUUCUCUCAGUAAUAUUGAUAAACUGUGCGUCUCAUUAAUGGAAUCAUGGAGAGGAAAUCAACUUGUUCUCUUCUCAAAAGAAUCUAAACAGUUUAGCUUUAAUCUCAUGUUGAUGGAUUUGUUGGACAUGCAACCAGGAGAGCCACUUGGUUUGCAGUUACUAGAAGAUUUCCUCACCUUCAUGAAAGGCUUGAUCUCCAUUCCAAUUAACCUUCCCUGGACACCCUAUGCCAGGGCCUUGAAGGUCGUAAAUGAGACUCUACGUUGUGGCAACUUGGUGAAGUUUGUUCACAGGGAAACUAUCAAGGAUGUAGAAUUCAAAGAUCCAGCCACAAGCAAGAAGGUGAUUCCAUUCGGAGGUGGAUUGCGGUUGUGUCCCGGGUCGGAGCUUGCUAAAUUAGAAGCAACUUUCUUCCUACACCAUCUUGUCCUCAACUACAGGUGGACAGUGAAAGAAGAUGAUUAUCCAAUGCCGUACCCAUAUAUGGAGUUCCCAAGAGGAUUGCUAAUAGCUUUGGAGGCAGAAACUACCGAAUUUUAG
This is a messenger RNA of Lycium barbarum (goji berry), 870 nucleotides long. RefSeq names its product cytochrome P450 724B1-like. The coding region runs from base 1 to 870 and encodes 289 amino acids. Gene Ontology annotation, molecular function: heme binding; oxidoreductase activity, acting on paired donors, with incorporation or reduction of molecular oxygen; monooxygenase activity. The record is from RefSeq and is a predicted model, not a curated record. Gene Ontology annotation, biological process: sterol metabolic process. The transcript is spliced from 6 exons. NCBI's taxonomy places the organism in Eukaryota, Viridiplantae, Streptophyta, Magnoliopsida, Solanales, Solanaceae.